AUGAAUCCCGAUAGCAAAGAUAUGGUUGAUGAAGCUGAAUUUGGCGCGUCAGAACUUGGAACAAAGGAAUAUUGGGAUUCGGUUUAUGCACGAGAGGCUAAAAAUUUUAUUGCAAAUGGUGAUAUUGGUGAGAUUUGGUUUGGUGAAAAUGCAGCGGAGAAGAUGGUUAAUUGGAUUCUAAAGCAUGCGCCAAACAAAUCAAUAAAGAUUUUAGAACUUGGCUGCGGAAAUGGCCAUAUUCUUCUUGACCUUGCCUCACAUAAUUAUACAAAUCUCACGGGGAUCGAUUACUCUCUAAAUGCAAUUGAAUUAGCAAAAUCUAUAGCUCAAGACCGUGGAUAUGAGCAUGUGAUAAAAUAUCAUGUGGUUGAUUUAUUGUCUAACAACAUACAAACAGGAGAAAUUAAUGAUAUUGGGUUUGACAUUGUGUUAGAUAAAGGAACUUAUGAUGCAAUUAGUUUGAAUCCUGAAAUGGUAGCCAAACGAGAGAGAGGUGAAAAAGAUCUGUACCCUGGAUUGGUAAAAAGAUGGUUAUCAAAAAGCUCCGAAUAUAGUAUUUUUUUAAUUACUAGUUGUAAUUGGACAAAAGAGGAAUUGGAGCAACGAUUCGGAGAUGAGUUUAAUUAUCAUUCAUCUGUUAAACAUCCCACAUUUACUUUUGGUGGCAUUACUGGGCAAACAAUAUCAACCGUAGCAUUCAAACUAAAAGAAAAAUAG
Ambispora leptoticha is the source of this 717-nucleotide messenger RNA. The record is from the annotation of a GenBank genome assembly. Lineage: Eukaryota; Fungi; Glomeromycota; Glomeromycetes; Archaeosporales; Ambisporaceae.